Messenger RNA from Thecamonas trahens ATCC 50062, 1823 nucleotides. Its product is annotated as monooxygenase. The record is from RefSeq and is a predicted model, not a curated record. The transcript is spliced from 2 exons. Bases 1 to 1485 code for a protein of 494 amino acids. Gene Ontology annotation, molecular function: FAD binding. Lineage: Eukaryota; Apusomonadida; Apusomonadidae.
AUGCUCGGACGGAGAGUGCAUAUUGUGGGGGGAGGACCUGUGGGACUGGUCCUGGCCAACCUCCUCGGCUCGUAUGGCGUGCGAGUGACUGUGACGGAGCGACGGAGUGAGGCAGAGCUCUCGGCUCAUCCGCAGGCUCAUUUUCUAUCUUCGCGCACUUUGGAAAUAUUCUCUUCGCUCGGCAUAGCUGAUGCCGUAUAUCGUGCCAUUGAGCCGGUUGCGUGUUGGAAGGACUUUGUGUAUGCUCGUGGUGUUGAUGAUCUCGAUCCCAUCGCUCGCUACGAUCACAUCGCUUCGUCCGUCUACCCGCUCUCGCCCAUCGCUCCGCCCACCGACCACCUCGAGGCCACCGCGCCAACUCUUGACUCUUGCGAUCACUCUCACCAUGGUAUUCAUGACACUCUGGUCGGCCCCGAUGCCUCGUUUCUCUCGUCGGGAUCGCUCCAAAUCGCCCAUCCAGUCCAUUUUCCGUCGUCGGCGCUGAUGCCGAUGCUGCUGGAGCGGCUGCGCUCGCCCGACGUGGCAAAGUUCGUCGAUCUCCGGCUAGGGUCAGAAGUCGCCUCUAUUGAUGAUGCUGUACAGAGCGUUGGUGCGUCGGCGCUCGGCGAUGACGUCGUCGUUGUCGCUGCAGACGGCGCCCACUCGACGCUCGCCGACGAGGCUGGCUCGGUCCUUGUCUCACCGGAUCCGCGGUUUCCAGCCGGCAAGGCACUCCAGUCGCUGAUCAACGUGCACUUCUUCAUCCCGCCGCACGCUGUUGAGCUGGCACACCCAGCCAUGCUGUACUUUGUGUACAAUCCCGAGUUUGUCGGCGUCCUCGUCGCCCACUCGCUCGCCCGCGGCGAGUGGGUCGCCCAGAUCCCGUUCUUUCCCGAGUGGCAGGACCUUUCCGCACUCUCCACCACUCGCGCCGUCACCGAUGCUGUCCUUGCUGCCUUUCCGGCCGCCCGCGCCUCCGGCCGCCUCACCCGCGCCCACAUCGAUGUGCGUUCGGCUGCCCCGUGGAGCAUGCGGGUCGGCGUCGCCGGCAACUACGCCCCGAUGCCCGGCCUCGCCCUUGCCGGCGACGCCGCCCAUCAGUUUCCACCUGCCGGUGGCUUUGGCCUCAACACUGGCAUCGCCGAUGCCAGCAACCUCGCUUGGCGCCUCGCACGCUGGGCAUCGGCAGAAGCUGACUGCACUCAGUUGGCGCCGUCGCUGGCAAGCUACACCGCCGAGCGCCGGAGUGCCGCCCAGGCUGCCGCCAACCAGUCGAUGGCCAACUACGAGCGAGUGCUGGCGGUGACGAGCGCCGUCGGACUCAGCCCUGGCGCGGCGAGCAUGGCUCAGUCGGCCGCGACUGCCCUCCCGCUCCCAGGCCUGCUCAAGAAUGUCAUCUUCGACUCGAGCGUCCGUGCCGCCAAGUACGCUGCGCUUAGCUCCAUCUCGCCCUCGCGCGCCGCCGCCGUCAGGAACCUCCAAGCUCCCGCCGUGGCAUCCGGAUGAACUUGCGCCCGGCCGCCGCUUCCCGCAGCAACCAACUCAUCGCGCGGGUGAGCUGGGCGACAAGGUGCUGGCGUGGCGCGGCCGCUCCGCACGAGUCCGGCCGGACGGCGUCGUCGCCCAUCUGGUCGAGUGAACUAGAUGCACGGACAGAGCCGUGAGGUCGAUGGAUGAAAGGCUGUACAGAGCGGGAGCUUGGGCGUGAUGAGACACCGGCCGUAGCUCUCGUGGGCACGGUCCGACACCAUGCACGGGAUCUCGUCACCGAUCUCCAUGCCAAAGUCGGCGCACGGGAAGGCUGCGUCGAGCGCGGGGAUCUGGUUGAUAAAGUCAAAGGCGAG